AUGCUACUAGCGCCACAACUGCCGCUGCCGCGGCCGCUGGGCUGCGUGGUGGACUGCGAGUGCGGGCCAUUGCCUCCGCUCCGGCCGUGCAGUCCGGUGGCCACGACUCACCUGGGUCCGGUGCAGGGUGUGCAGGACCGAGUGCUGCAGCCAACGAUCCGCAAAUGGCUUGGCGUGCCGUUCGCCGCGCCGCCGACGCAGGAUCUGCGCUUUGCCGCUCCACGCGAUCCUGGCGCGUGGACCGAGCCAAAGUUUACGACCAAGCACGGCCGUUCGACGUGCUUCCAGUUCAAGGUCAUCGACGGGCGGCUGGGCCUCAAGCCGAUCGGUGCGCUCGCUCUCAACAUGAGCUUGUCGGUGGGGUCGGAGGACUGCCUCUACUUGGACAUCUACGUGCCUGCGAGCUGCACCUCGGAGAAGCCGUGCGCUGUGAUGCAGUGGAUAUACGGCGGCGGCUGGAUGAUGGGCGCGCCCCACGCCGCGCCGCCCAGAGCCGCCCCUCCUGUACGGGACAAGUAUGAAUAUGGCAUGUACGAUGCGACCAGGCUGGCGACGUCCCAGGGGGUGGUUGUGAUAAUGGCCAACUACCGAUUGCACGCGGCGGGCUGGCUCGCGCUCGAUGAGAUUGACGUGGGCAACCUCGGGCUCGCUGACCAGACCCUCGCGCUGCAGUGGACGCAGCGGAACAUCCUCCACUUUGGGGGCGACCCCGACCGUGUGACCAUCUUUGGAGAGUCGGCCGGCGGGAUGAGCGUGUGCCAGCACCUCGUCUCGCCGAGGAGCAACGGCCUCUUCUCACGCGCCAUCAUGCAGAGCGGCGCAUGCGACACGCGGAUGUACUACGACACGGCCGAGGACGCGCGCGCCUUUGGGAGGCGGUACGCGGCGGCGCUCGGCUGCGAGGACGCGUCGACGCGGCUAUGCUGCCUGCGGGAGCUUCCCAUCGACAAGGUGGUCAAGUCGUACCUGGACUUUGUGAUCCAGUGGCCCUUCCCCGACUCGCUCUCGACCGGCGCCGACUCGUUUGUUCCCUAUUUGGAGCGCGGCGGCGCCUUUGGGCAGUUCAUGCCCUUCAAGGCGAACAUCGAUGGCCAGCAGCUCCCCGACAUGCCGCUGGCCCUCAUCCGGCGAGGGAGGGUCAACAGGUCGCCAAGAGGUGACAGGGUGCAGGUGAUCAUGGGGACGAACCUGUGCGAGGGUUGCAUCGACGUCCUCUCCGCCAGCUACCUCGACAAGGGCCGUGCGACCAUGCCGCUCACGCAGACGGGGUACGACCGGCUUCUUACCUACAUGGCUGCGUACGAGGAGGGCUGGGAGAGCCACGCUCCCUUGCGCCAGCGCGCGGCUCGCGCGGUGCGGCGCAUCAACGAGGCGUACCCGGUCGGCAGGUACGAGACGGGCUGGCCGGGGCUCAACAUCUCGGGCGGCCUCGACCCGCGCGGCGCGCACAACCGCCGGCUUGCCGACUUCUUCACCCACGCGCAGAUGGGCUGCAGCACGCGCCGGGCGCUGCGCGCGCUGCAGGCGCAUGGCCACGCUACCUACUGGUACCAGUAUGCGUACCGCGCCGCGUCGCCGAUCAACGCACUCGUGCUCGCGUGCGACGCGAACCAUGUGGUCGGGGUCGACUACCUCGACCAGGGCUGCACGGUGUCGCAUGGCGUGGAGCUGCCGAUCCUCUUCGGUACGUGGGCGCUGCCCGGCGUGCUCGCGCCGCGGGACCACGUGAUGACGGCGACGAUGCAGACGUACUGGGCCAACUUUGCAAAGCACGGCAGCCCAAACGGCGCCGAGUCCGACGCGGUGCGAUGGCCGAUGUACGAGCCGAACGUGAGCCCAUACGUCGCGCUCGACGUGCCCGUGUCGGUGCACGCGGACGACGUGAUGAAAUGCGAUUUUUGGGACUCGCUGGGCGAACGCGGGGAAGCGGGCAGGCAGGCGCCCCCGACGCCGGCGCGGAUAGAGGCGAAGACGACCAGGCCGGGGCUAACAGCGGCACGGGGCAUUAUCGCACUUUUCGAGAUGAAGGUCGACCAGAUCCGCUUGCAGCAGCCCGAGUCGCAGUGGACCCACUUCGCCGUCGGGAUGUACGUCUUCGACCUCCUGAUCGACAUCCACAUGGAGCUGCUCUUCUUCGGCGCGCAGGCUACGCUUGGCUCGGCGGAGAUCAAUCUCUUUUUCCGAGGGGAGCGCUUCGGCACCCUCUCCUCCCGACCCUGCCCGCUCGGCGGCGGCGGCAAGAUCAGGACGCAGAUGGCGGGCCAACUGGUGGUGGACGACGUGGCCGUUUUCAAGAAGAUCGCCCGCGCGGUGGUGCACGAGGACGAGUUCACCGUCGAGCUCUACGCGGAUAUGUGCCAGACAGUUGGCACGCUGCGCAUCCCGGGCGUGACCUUCGCAAAGUCGGUCGUGCUCCACGGCGCGCAAGGCUUCAACGCGCUCAUCUCGGUCGACGCGCGUGUGACGAACCCGUCCACCUUUGUGCUGAAAGACCUCGACGUCUUCUCGAUCGACAUCUAUACCGACGACUCGUGGCCAAAGACGGAGCGGCCCGCGGCCGAGUCGCUCGGCGUCAAGUUCGCGGAGGUCAACACCGAGGCCGAUUUCGAGCUCGGGCGCGGCCAGUCGGAUUGGUUUCAGGUGCAGGGCUUCCUCUCGGUGCCGGAGCGGGAGUACGACCUCGUCAAGACCGCCGACUUCGGCGGCUGCACAAACAUCGUCGUGCGCGCCUACAUCGACCUCGACAUCCCCGUCGCGGUCGCCUCCCUCCUCAACCCGUUGUCGGGCACGACGCUGCGCACCACGCUGCACCAGUACCUGUACGUCGCCCUCUCCAACCCCUUCGACGCGACCCUCUACGUCUUCGGCCUCGAGGCGGAGGUCUCGCUGCCGCAGCUCUCGCUCGAGCAGGCCAUCGCCUACCCGAUCGAGCUCCACGCCACCCAGCUGCCAUCCCUCCUCCAGCUGCUCCACGACAUCGCCCCCAAGCCCGCCGGCAAGGGCGUCGCCUACGUCGACCUCAACGCGCGCAUCCACGCCCGCGUCGGGGGCGCCGAGCCCAUCCUCGUCUACAAGCAGGUCAACGUCUCGGCGCAGCUCAAGCAGUUCUCGGGCCUCCCAUAG
This is a messenger RNA of Emiliania huxleyi CCMP1516, 3123 nucleotides long. RefSeq lists its product as hypothetical. NCBI's taxonomy places the organism in Eukaryota, Haptophyta, Isochrysidales, Noelaerhabdaceae. The coding region runs from base 1 to 3123 and encodes 1040 amino acids. The transcript has 11 exons. The record is from RefSeq and is a predicted model, not a curated record.